AAGAAACGCUAUGGAAACUAGUCUAGACCGGCUCAGCUCGGUCUGAUCAGAAAUAAACAAGGAUCGGGUUCUUGUUAUAUUUAUUAUCCAUUUUCAACGGAUUCACCACCAGUCUUACCAAUAUUCAAGGCUACCCUCGAUUUAGUUAUGUAUUAUUUAUAUAUUUCAGAUUUCCUACGUAACUUCGAUAUUUUUAAUUUUAUCAAUUUUUCUUGCGGAAGAAACGAAAGCUAAUUCCUUUCUAAUGGAAAAACAUAUUAUAAAUCAUCGGAAUUUGACGAAUAACAACCUAAAAACAUUAAAUACUAAUGCUGGGUUUCAGGAGUACGGUAAAUUUGAUUCGAAUUUGCCCUUAAAUCGCACUUACAAUGAAGUCAGAAGAAGCCGUACUAAAAAAAAACGUCAAGCAAAAGCUUCCAAGCAUGCAAAGCGUUCACACUUUAAUAAAUCUUUAAAUAUACCAACAAAGCUUAAGAACAAUCUACACACAAGCGAAGAUAAAGAAGUAAAGAUUUACGAAACUUUUGAAGAAAUACACGAACACAUAAACGAGCCGGACAACCAAGAUGGACAGUAUCAAGCUGCUAAGCGUUACGAAAGUCGUGAAGAAGCAGUUGGUGGACCAGAAAACAUUGAGGAAGAAAAACACGAUGAUCCUGUUAAAAUUAAAAUCAAGCAUCAUCAUCACCAUCAUCAUCAUAACCAUAUUAAAGAAGUUAUAAGAUCCGUACCAAAACCGUAUCCCGUUGAAAAAAUUGUACAUAUUCCAAUUGAGAAAAUUAUUGAAAAAGUUGUUCAAGUCCCAAAAAUUGUCAACGUAACAGUCGAGAAAAUUGUACAUGUGCCUGUAGAAAAAGUAAUUGAAAGGAUUGUUCGAGUUCCAAGGCCAGUUCAUAUUUCUAAGCCUUAUGUAGUUGAAAAAAUCAUGGAAAAAAUUGUACACGUACCCAAACCGUAUCCUGUUCUAAAAACUGUUCCAUAUCCUGUUGAAAUCAAAGUGCCAAUAACCGUUGAAAAAAAAAUUCCAGUCCCCUUUACCGUUGAGGUCGAAAGAAAAGUGCCAGUUUACAUUAAAUCCCAAGAGCCAUACAGGUAUGAGCACGCAUAUUAUAAAAACCAUGAAGAGCACGGUAUGCCGAAAAUUAGUUCUGACACUGAGGAAACAUUCGAUCGUCCUGUUUAUUCAUCUGAAAAUUACUAUCAUAAUAAACAAAUCGCCUCAAAACACGCAGAUUUAUCAAUGAGAUCACAAUAUCAAACUUUUAAGGAACCAAUAAAUCAGCAUACGAAUAUAGAGCCAAUUCCCUCAAAACAAACAGAUUUAUCGCAAUAUCAAACUUUUAGGGAACCAUUAAAUCAGCCCACGAAUAUAGAUCCAAUUCCCUCAAAACAAACGGAUUUAUCACAAUAUCAAACUUUUAAGGAACCAAUUAAUCAGCAUACAAGUAGAGAAGACUCAAAGACAUUUGCUUCCAUGGAGCAAUCAACAGCAGAAAGUACAUUUAUUCCUUUUAAAUUCCUUGAGACCAAGUCUCCAUUCAAUAUAAUUGUCGCUAAUAACGACACAUCAUUUAAUUUCAACCCACAAGCUUUUGGCAAUAAAUUACAUGAAUUGCCAAUUUCGUUUCCAAUUGAGUUUAUUCAGGUGCAACCAAUGCCUUUUCAAAAUCAUUUAACACUAGAGUCAUCCAACCAACAACCUUCAUUCAAAGGUAAUUUACAAAAAUAAAUAAUAAUAAUGAUUCCGCUGUAUAUCUAAAACGGCAUUAACAUAAUAACCAAUUUUAUACGCACAGUAUUUAAAAUAGCAUAUCCAUUCGAAUUAUUAUAUUAUAUGUUAAGUCCUACUAAGUGAUACGGUACCAAGCACAUAAAUGCAUUUUGUUUUGGUAGGAAUAAAUAAAAAUUGCGGCAACGCAUGUACAUUUUCAGUAAAUAUAA
This is a messenger RNA of Drosophila virilis, 1941 nucleotides long. RefSeq names its product ubiquitin thioesterase otubain-like. Gene Ontology annotation, cellular component: nucleus. The record is from RefSeq and is a predicted model, not a curated record. Gene Ontology annotation, biological process: protein K48-linked deubiquitination. NCBI's taxonomy places the organism in Eukaryota, Metazoa, Arthropoda, Insecta, Diptera, Drosophilidae. Gene Ontology annotation, molecular function: ubiquitin binding; cysteine-type deubiquitinase activity.